AGACGGAUUCACACUCACUGGCCGCUUCCAUCAGUCUUGGUUGCUGGAUCUACCUUCAAUCCUCAGGGAAGAGGAGACACAAGUGCCGCCAAUCCAACCAGCCCCGAGUGCCAAAAUCCUCCGUAUCUGCCUCUUUCUCCCUGAUGGGGUUGCAGCUUUACAUUCCCAAGGAGAAUGUCAUAUUUGAAACCUGGUUGGAGCGCUGGUGCAGUGCUUACUGGCUGGGUAACUGUAGGUCUGCACUACCUUGCAGGCUGUUCCGGUAAAGGGCACCUGUGCUCAGCAGGCAAGUGCAGAGGGGAGACUCUGGUCUCAGCAACAUUGGCUUCUAUCACCCUCUGAGCCAAACAGAUGCUUUUAUCAAGGCACAAAGUCAAUUUUACUCUGUGGUAAUAAGGAUGGGUCAGCCAAGAUCAACAACCCCCAAACGACCCUCUGGAGAAGACAGUCUGUGAGCAGAAGCAGAGCUUAAGAGUUUGCUUUAGGGAAUGCUGAAAUGAUGUCAGCUUUGUGGCCUUGAACUUUGUAGUAACAAGCCCUACAUUGCCUCUACUGAUUCCAUUUUGUUUUCCUUGAGUUCAAAACAGAUAGGAGGGAAGAUUUUUUUUUCCUCCAAAGGCCCUUUAAACACCUCAGUCUUCUAGGUGCUCUGACCUGAGGGAGGCUGUCAUUGGUGAAGCAGAUGCAGCCAGCGUGGAGUUGGGGGUUCCGGAAGCAUCUGAAUGUUCCAUACAUCUGUUUGACAUUGGCUCAAAAGCAUGGAAUUAGUAGACAAAGCUAACUUCUUCCCCACCCCCUCUUAUCUUCAGGGGAGGGAUCAGUUCUCAGCUGGCCAGGCCAGUGUCACUGAUACAGCUGGUGUCAUCGUUACCUUCCACUAACAGAUCACUCGACACCUAUAGACCCAGCAGGGUUGGGUCUGAAUAGUGGAUUGGACCCUUAUUGUCCCAGAGCUCCAGGUGAAGCCACCAUGCAAGGCACUGCGGAAAUGCAAUGAUCAUUGAGCGACCCAAAGCUACAUUGCUUCCUGCCUCGGAUUCCUCUCACAGCUCUUUGGUUAUUGCUGCCAGAUAGGAGUUCGUCGCUGGCUGGGAGCUGAGACAGAACCAAGAUGCUAUCCAAAGAAAGGACACCUGGAGUGGCCCCCAAGUGAGGACCCAGGCCCGAAGAUUGGCUCCAGGUGUUGGCCUGGGCUGGAGGUCUGCCUGGCCUUGCAGUCCUGACUGGCUGCACUCGGGCCUGUGUCCCCUACGGCAUCAUGCUGCAGCAGAUCCUGCACGACAUGUACAUCGACCCCGAGCUUCUGGCUGAGCUCAGUGAUGUGCAAAAGCACAUCCUCUUCUACAAGAUGAGAGAGGAGCAGCUUCGGCGCUGGAGGGAGCAGGAGGCAUGGGACACCCUGGCCCAGGCAGAAGGCCUCAGGCCUGCGAAGGUCAAGCGAGCAAGCAACAAGCAUAUUCAGUGGCUGCUGGGAGCAGAUGGAGAGGUCUGGGUGUGGGUCAUGGGUGAAGGCCCUGGUGACAAGCCCUAUGAAGAGAUCUCUGAGGAGCUGAUUGCAGAGCGAGCACGGCUACAAGCACAGAGAGAGGCUGAGGAGCUCUGGAGACAGAAGGAAGCAGAGAUCACCAAGAAGUUCCGGGAUGCCUUGGCCAAUGAGAAAGCCCGGAUUCUGGCAGAGAGGUGGAAAGUGGAGAUGGAGGACAGAAAGGCUGCCAAAGUCCUGGAGGAGCGUAUACAUGAGGAAUUCAAGAGGAAAGAGGAAGAAGAGAGGAGGCGAGGAGAAGAACAGAUUCGCCUCCAGGAAGAGCAGAGAGCCAAGGAACUCUACUGGACCCUGAAGCAGGCCCAGCUGCACUGCCAAGCCAGUGAGAAAGAGGACCGCGAGUGGGAAGAACAGUUGCGCAGAUCCAAGGCAGCUGAUGAAGAGAGGAGCCGUCGUGCGCAGCGAGCCCGGGAUGAGUAUCGGCGUCACUCACUCCGAGCUAUCCAGAAGGGCACAGUUGCUGGCCUGAGCACCAUGUUCCAAGAACUUGGCCAGAAUCAUGAGCAGGAGGCAAAACUCUACCCUCAACUUCCGUGCACGAGUUCACAAUCAUCCCUUACAGAACCUGACAGGACCUGGGAGCGUCCCCUGCGUCCACUCUCCAGAGAAGUCAUCGUGCGAUGGUUCAAGGAGGAACAGCUGCCUCGCCGAGCUGGCUUUGAGAGGAACACCAAGUCCAUUGCUCCCUGGUUUCAUGGAAUUAUUAGCCGAGAGAAUGCAGAAGACCUUCUGGAGAAUAUGACCGAGGGAGCAUUUCUGGUCCGGGUCAGUGAGAAGAUCUGGGGUUAUACCCUAUCCUACCGCCUGCAGAGAGGCUUCAAGCACUUCCUUGUGGAUGCCUCUGGGGACUUCUACAGUUUUCUGGGAGUGGACCCCAAUCGCCAUGCCACCCUCACGGAUCUCAUUGAUUUCCACAAGGAGGAAAUAAUCACUGUUUCAGGGGGAGAGUUGCUGCAGGAACCCUGUGGACAGAGGGAUAGCCCACCAGACUAUCACCUGUUGUUUGAAUGAUGUUUUUCCUCCUCUAUGGAUUCCUUUGAAUAUUCCUAUAUUGAACUGAACUUAAGAAUAUCCCAACUCAAAGUCUCAUGGCCUUCUAGUAGACCCACCACCCAUAAGAUGAACGAAUUUCCAAAUGUGACCUGCAAAAUGUGACUGCAUUUGUGAGACUGGUCCAAUCCCAACACUCAAGACAGAAACUCUAAAUAACCAAUGUUCCUGGAGGCCUGACUGUCAUGGUUGUGCUAAGCAGAACUCCUAGAGUGAAUAUUUUAGUAACCAAAAGCAAUUCCAGUGCCGAACCAUACAUUUAAUAUAGGGUCAACACCUAAUAAGUGUUUGUUGAGUGAAUGCCCUUCUGAAAAAAGUCCCAACACCAAUGUGCAAUGGUUUCUCACAAAUUAUUUUCUAAACUAUGUCAUAUAGUUACAGGGCCCAGGUCCUUCUCCAAGAGAUCAGACUGAGAGAGCAUCCCUCACUGUGGGAGGGCUGUUUAACCACUUAUACAUUAUCUCAUAUCUUGGCUCCAAGGAACUGUUUUACCUGCCUUGAGAGUUGUGUCAAGCAUCUCUUAUUCUCCACUCAAUCUCUUGGCUCUUCUGUCUCUCUCCUUCUUGGACAUCACCCACACCCAUGUCUACCACUACAGUCAGUUUCGUGUGACUGACUCUGCUUUUGUUCACUCACCGUGUUCUUCAGCCUCACGUGUACAUAUGCCAAUGACACUUUGUCACACAUGGUUCUUAGGGGGGCAUGUAUUUGCUUAUCUUUUAAACAGUUUUUCUUUAUUCUUGAGAAUUUCAUACAUCUAUACAAUGAAAAAAUGACAAUAUUUACUGUCUCCCUUCCCCCGCCCUCCCCCCUCCGUCUACCCCAGUGUGCUCCCAUCAUUAGGUAUUUAUAAAAAAAAUAACUCACUAAGUCCAAUUAGUACCACCCAUAUGUGCAUGGAUGUGACCUUUCAUUGCACCAUGGAAUUCUUACUAGAGGCCACAUGUUCCAAGAAUAGUGACAUGUCUUCUCUAGCGAUUGUCAACUACCAAUACCUCUUCAGUAAAGGCUAGGACUAGAAGGCAUCUUUUGUAGUUUCUUCAUUUAAAAUCUGAACAAGAUUUGUAUGUAUUCUUUUAAGUCUCAGAGAACGCCUCUCUUCCUUUAUUGCACAAAUUGGGCAGUUCUGAAAAAAAUAUCCUGUGUUCUGGACUUGUCUUAUUGUUUGCUGCUGUUAUUUUUGUAUUGGCUGUAUUACAUAUUUUUGGCUUGAUGAGACUGAUACUGAAUUUUUGGGGAAGGAAACGUUUUUAGUACAUGAUAUCACAAGGCUCUUUAAGACACAUUGGCCCGAAUUUUCUAGUCUUCUUCAUCAGUGGACUCAGAAUAUCUAAUUACUUCAGUUGUCCUUGAUCACUUACGCCCCCCCGUUUUUGAGCUAGGAUCUCAAGUAAUGCAUCAUGACACUAAACCCACUUUGUUGAACUACUGAUCUUCCUGUCUCCACCUCCCAUGCUCCAGGAUUAUGUAUUACCACUAUGCGUGGGUCCCCCCUUUUUUACCUCUUCCUUUUAGUAAAAACAAACAAACAAAGGUUACUAUUUAUUUACGCCCUGUUGCGCAGUGAGCCUUGAGAUAAUGCAAAGGUUGGUCAAUCAUGUCUUCUUCCUUCAUCCUCCUGGAGGGAUUGUUCUAAAAGCCAGCCCUUGAUGCAGUCUCUUAGAAGACAAUCAUGAAUGAUGGUGUAGCCAGGUACACCUACGUCCCUAUUGUCACUCAUUCUCUGCCUCUUACCUCUCUGGGAUAUUCUUCUGGGAUGCUACCCCUGAGUCAAGUAGCUAUCAUACUUAGUCUCCACCUUCUGGGGACCCAAGGAGAGUACUUACUUUCCAAACAUGUAUUUUUCCUUUUUGUACCUUGAGUUAGGGUAUUGCCAGGUAGAUCAAGUGGCUUGGAAGUUAUCAUGUAGCUCAGGUCUGGUCUGAGUUCAUGAUCUUCCUGUGUUAGCCUCCUGAUUGCUGGCAUGACAUGUGUGUGACAGCACGAUUGGCCCCAAUAUGUUAAGUUAUAGCAAUUUUAUGAAUCAGUUCCAUUGCUUCCCUCCAGUCAGCCUGUAUCAGUGUAUGAAUGAAAUGAAGUGAUGGUAGAGGGACUCUGCUUUCUGAACUCUAUGGUAUUCUCAAGCCACAGCCAAGUUCUUUCCAAAUUAUGUUAUUUCUACCUGCACAAAGAAUAUCUACUUUUGUUCUGAUUUUGCUGUGUACCAGCAUGUAAAGUUAUUCAGGCCACCAAAUCUCACUAAACCUCUGUGCAACUGAGAUGAAGAUUUUUUUGUGUGGUCAUCAUUAGUUUCUUCUGGCUGAUCAAUUAAGUGACAAAUAGGGUAUCUAUGUCCAAAUGAAACACCUUGCUGUCCACAACCACACAGUGCUGUGUCAGGGGAUUCCACAAGAUGAUUUCCCACACACUGGAAGAAAGUUCCAGCAGCAGCUUUGAAAGGAGUACAGGAUGGGUUGAAAACCUGACAUCUUGGCCGUGGUUCCUGUCGACUGCUAAUUAAUAUGUGAGAGAUAAGAGCUGAAUUUUCCAUCCCUAACACAUUUAUUUCAUAUUAUUUGGAGCCUGCACUUUCUGCACGUCUCAUAUAUUUUAGGUUUUACCUGGCUUUCAAAUAAAUUCCUUGUAAGUUGUCCUGCAAAUGAAAUUACUGUCUGGAAAACUGC
This is a messenger RNA of Mesocricetus auratus (golden hamster), 5256 nucleotides long. It is a transcript of the gene Sh2d4b, whose product is annotated as SH2 domain containing 4B. Lineage: Eukaryota; Metazoa; Chordata; Mammalia; Rodentia; Cricetidae. The record is from RefSeq and is a predicted model, not a curated record. Gene Ontology annotation, cellular component: cytoplasm. Bases 1259 to 2554 code for a protein of 431 amino acids. The transcript has 8 exons.